Closterium sp. Yama58-4 is the source of this 1821-nucleotide messenger RNA. The record is from the annotation of a GenBank genome assembly. Lineage: Eukaryota; Viridiplantae; Streptophyta; Zygnematophyceae; Desmidiales; Closteriaceae.
AUGAAACAUCGAAGAGCCCAUGUAUGCCAAGCACCCGCGCCCUCCGCGACCUCUCCGCGUGCCCCCCUCGUGCUGCUCCUCGCCUACACCGUCGCCUUCGCGCUGCUCGCGCUCUGGGCUCUCUCCGCCUCCCCCUCCGCCCUCUGCGCCCCGCUCCUCUCGCCGCUCUUCCCGGCGCCCCGCCUGUCCGCAGCUGGCGGUCGCAACGGCUCGGCAGAUGGCGCACACGGCGCGCAAGGGGCGCGGGGGCUGCAGAGGGCGCACGGGGCGCACGGGACGCAAUGGGGAGACACGGAGGCGGGGGAGGAAGGGGUUCCCCUCGACGAAGCAGAUCGGUCGGGGGGAGUUGAAAGGGAUGGGGAUGACGCUAGCGAGGUCGCCCGGGGAGCAGCGGAGGCAGCAGCAGAGGCGCAAGCGCCCGCGCAAGAGACGGCGCAAGAGACGGCGCAAGAGACGGCGCGGUUCUUCCUGUACCGGCUGAUCGGCAACAACAUGGCGCCGCUGCAGUGCGCGGGGCAGCUGCUGCGCAACACGCUGUACGCGCUGCAGCACGAGGCGCGCGCGCUGCGUGACUGCCGGCGGCUGUGGGUGCUGAACCACGUGGUGAACGGCACGGAGCGCGCGCUGCUGCUGGACGCGCUGCUCGCGCACGGCGUGGCGCCACAGGACAUUCUUGUCCGUCGGAUCAACUACUCGCACAUCUCCACCCUUCCUGAGGCCUCCUGGACCGAGGCUGUCACAGGUGAGGCUGUGACAGGUGAGGCUGUGACAGGUGAGGCUGUCACAGGUGAGGGUGUCACAGGUGAGGCUGUCACAGGUGAGGCUGUCACAGCGCAGAACGAGGCGCGCAACUUCAUAUUGGAGCAUGGCAGGGCGGCGGGGGCGCGGUGGGUGCUGGCGUUUGACGGCAACCAGUUCAUCACCGCGCACGCCUGGGACCUCAUUCGCCACGCCGCUCUCAGGCAUGAGAGGGCCGGGCUGAAGCUCUUCAAGGUGCCCAUGUACCGCGUGCACGAGGAGCAGUCGCCGCGCUGGCUGGCGGCGCGCACGCGCUUCCACGCGCUGCAGCGCUUCGCCCCGCAGAUGUGGGAGAGCCAAGUCGCCUUCCGCAACGACUCGCCUCACCGCUACACCGAGGGCAUGGCGUACGGGCGAGACAACAAGCUGGAGCUCAUCGACCGCGUGUGCGGCACGGGGCGCUUCGAGGAGGAGCAUGCGCUGCGCCGCCGCCAGCAGAUGGAGCAGCGGCGGCGGCAGAAGCAGGAGGAGCUGAAGCGGCGGAGGGAGGAGCAGAAGAGGCGGAGACAGGAGCGCAAGGAGGAGACGGAAGGGCAGCAAGAGCAGGAGCGACGCUGGCGCUUGUUGAAUGUGGACUGCCGUGCAGGCAGCAGCUACAGUAACUCGAGUGCACAGGACUGUGCGGCGGGUGAGGGCAUGGCAGGAGAGGGAGCUGAGCUGCCCGUGCAGGGCAAGGGGUUGCAGCAGCCGCAAACGAGAGGUGUGGGGGACGGGGCAGUGCAGCAGCGGCGGCGGCUACAGGAGGCGUUGCAAGCAGACACGGGGCAGUGCGGGUGCCACAGGGAGGUGGGGCGGGACCACCGCAUCAAGCAAGCAGACCCCGCGGUGGCACACGCGUGCGGCUACACUGUGCGCCUCUGGUACUUCCCCUGUCCUGGUGUGGACGGCAAGCGCAUCUUCGUGGAUAAGAAGUACCGCGCAGCGCUGAGGGAGGAGGGCCACCGCCGCCUGGCACAGCAGAUCAGAGAGGCUGUGCGGCGGGCCGUGGGCAGUGGAGGAGAGGCGUCCGUGUACGAGGGCUAG